Messenger RNA from Enterobius vermicularis (human pinworm), 237 nucleotides. Lineage: Eukaryota; Metazoa; Nematoda; Chromadorea; Rhabditida; Oxyuridae. The record is from the annotation of a GenBank genome assembly.
AUGACGUUGAUGGCACCGAUGGCGGCUAUGAUGUUUAUUAAGAUGAGGAUGCUGAUGAUGAUGAUGAUGAUGGUGAUGGUGAUGAAGGAUAUGAGUAACGGAUGGGAGAUGGGGAAAGGAAUGGAAAAGGAGAACGGGAAGAGGAAAACGAUUGGCAAAGGGGAAUAUGAGAUCUGUUAUAUCAUGCAGUUUGCAAAAAGACGGAAUUGGCUGAGUGAAAGUGUUGCGAGGCUUUGA